AUGAACAUAUAACCUUUUCUUGUAUUUUUUUCUUUUCAUCCAAAGAAUCGAUUGGUUCUUCUUACUAAGGGAUUAAGAAAAAAGGUUUUAUAAUUUAGGUAUCAAUGUGCUUGAUUUUAGUAUAAUCUUCUUCAUUUCCUUCUAAAAUAUAACAAUUUGAAAUAUAUGAGUAGCAUGUUAAAAAAGGUUGAAAUAAUAUAACUUAAAUCUAUCAAGAAGGAAUGUUACUUUUAUUUUAGAGCAUGAUGUUAAAAAUCAAAUAUAAAAUAGUUGUAAAAUAUAAUAGAUUAAAUGGAACAAAAAUUAAUAUAUAAUUGCAUUUUAUCAGCGUUCUAGUUGGAAAAUAUUAUAUGUAAAAAACAAUGAAGGAAACACACUAUUAGAAUCUUAAAUGAAGGAUUAAUAUACUUUAUAAUUAUGGUUUUCCUUUAUUAAUGAUGUAUCCUUUUGUGUAUGGAAUCAAUUAACAUUAAUUUUGUUUUUAAUAGAAAAAGAUUCUUAUCUUUAGAUAGAAGUUAAUUCUAAAGAAAAAGUAAUUUUAAAUUAUCAUUUAUUUCAACACACAAAAGUUAUAAAAAAAUUAUUAGUAUAAAUGAAAUGCUAAAUCAUAAUUGUUGUAAAUUCAACAGAAAAUAGUAAUUCAAAAGUAAAUGAUUCUUCAAUUAAUGAGCUCAAUCUAAAUUUGAAAAAUGAAAAUAAUAAAUUCCAUUUUUAUUCAGAUAUUCUUUUCCUAUAAAACUAAUUCGAAUUAAACGUUUUUUUGAAUCCUUAUAUUAAUCAGACUUAUUAAAUUAGUAAUACUCCAUUAUUUUUUUUUGAAUUUGAUAAAUUAUUCUGUUAAUAUGAUCAAUCAAAUAAUACUAUAUUAUUUUAUAGAUAUUAUCAAUUAAACAGUUUUAUAAAACCUAAAUAGAAGUAUCUCUACCUAAUUCACCCCAAAGAUUUGUUUUAAAAUGAUACUUUAUUCAUGUGUUUAAGAACAAUUUAUGAAAAUAACACAUUAGAAGAGAAAUCCUAAUUAGUUGAGUAGAUAACAGUAUAACAUAAUUGUUAAAGUAAAUUCUAAUAAAAAAUCUGGAAGUCAGAAGCACUAUUUUUAUUCCAAAAUAGUUAAUUCAAUUUAUAUAAUAAUGAGGGUAGCAUAAGUGUAAGUAUACAAAAUAAUCAAAAAUUUUUGAAUUCUUGUUUAUCAAAGCUUCAAUCAUUUUAUUUUAAAGAUAAGAUUGAGUUGAGAUAAAUAAAUAUUCCUUAUUACAUAAGUUUUCAAAAUGAUUCUCAUUUUUAUAUUUACAAUUGUAAGCAAAAUAAAAUAAUUAUUUCAAUCAAUAGAGAUUAAUUUGAAGUACUUGAAUCUUAAGGGGACUAUUAUAUAAUAAACAAAAACAAUACCAAUCAUUUGAGAGUAAUUUAAUUUUAAGGUGAGUAAUUACUCUAAUUAAAAAUAAAGUUUGAAUAAGCAAUUAUAAAUUCUUAAAAAUUUUCAUAAAGUGUAAUUCUAUACAUGAAUAAUUCAAAUUUACCUCCUUUAAUAUAUUAAAAUUUUUAAUUAAAUGAAGAUGGAAAAUAUCUUUCGAAGAGUCUUUAUUAAUCAGAACCUAUUCUAUUUUAUUAAGAAAUGGGAUAUUAAAAGUUAAUUUAGUAUAAAAAUUUUAUAGCUGUAGAAAAUCAAGGAAAUGUUAGAUGUUUUAAAUUUUAAGUGGGAUUAAUUAUUUCGAUUUAAACUAUAAAAAUCACAAAUAAAGACUAUUCAAUAAUAGCAAUUUGGUACAAUCUAAUAAUUUUACAUUACAAAAUUUCACAAGAUCACUUAUCCUUAUUUAUUGUAAUGAUUAUGAAUUACAUUAAAUUUUUAAUUAUAGUUUUUCUGAUUAUGUAUUUUCAUAUCCAUUUAAGUACAUUAGAAACCCUUCUCAUUUAGCUAUUUUAAUGAAGUAAAACAAAGAAUUAUAUAUAGCUAUUUUUAAAUAUAAUAUAUCUUCAUUGCAAUUUUAAGAAAUUAUUGAAACUGAUGAUUCCUUUUUUACUUUUUAUUAAAGUGAUCUAUUGUAUUAUUGGUAUAAAGAAUGGAGAUAUUUACUUUUAAAUCAAAUUUUGGUAGAAGUAGAAAUAAAUCAUAAUUUUUUAAAGAACUUAUCAUUACUCUAUUAGAAAGAUUUAUAUCCAAAUAAAUAAUAAGAGAGAAGUAUUUAACUGAUAUUGUAGAUUUAAAACAAUUGUUAAAAGAUAUAUCCUCUUAAGAAUUUAUUUA
Molecule: messenger RNA, 2248 nt
Organism: Paramecium primaurelia
Lineage: Eukaryota; Ciliophora; Oligohymenophorea; Peniculida; Parameciidae
Source: the annotation of a GenBank genome assembly